UUUUUGCCCAAAAUCUCAUUACAUGAAAAAACAAGGAGACUGAGCUGAGCUGUGAGCUCCACAUAUUCCCUCUCUAUCCAUGGCUGCACUCUUUUCUUCCAGCUCUCUCCACUCUUUCUCCUCUCUUUUUCCUUCUUCUUCUUCUUCUUCUUCUUCUCUUUAUUCUUGCUCGUUUCCAUGUACUCAUUUUCUCCCACAGACACUCCCAUCGAAGCCAGAAAUCGUCACUCCAACCCGUUUCUGCUGUAGCCGUAGAUCACUCCUUAACCGUCCCCCGAAUCUCGUUCUCCACCCUUUUUUCUUGCUUACUGGCUUUGAAAGGCCUUUGGAUACUCAAACUGCUCUUGCCAUUGUAAGCGUCGUCGCUGCCAUUGCUCUUUCUCUCUACUUGGGCCUCAAGGGAGAUCCUGUGCCUUGUGAUCGGUGCGCGGGAAAUGGCGGCACAAAAUGUGUGUUUUGCAACGAUGGCAAGAUGAAGCAAGAAACAGGGUUGGUAGAUUGUAGGGUGUGCAAAGGUGCAGGAUUGAUACUCUGUAGAAAGUGCGGGGGUUCUGGAUAUUCCAGACGCCUAUGAGCUUGAGUUCAGCACAUAUUUUUGACCCAUAGACAAAUUUCCAGAGGAUUCAGUUCUUUUCCCCAGGUCCUUAUCUUGUUUUCCUCCUAUUUAUUCUGUAAAUCAUUUCCCUUCUCUUGUAUCCAACAACUGGUGUAAUUAUAGUCAACUGUGAAUGACAGAAAAUGUAAAACUGAUUCUAAUGCAGCUUUUCUUCGCAUUUAGGCAUUAAUUCAAUUUUUAAAUCCA
Messenger RNA from Manihot esculenta (cassava), 802 nucleotides. RefSeq lists its product as uncharacterized. The record is from RefSeq and is a predicted model, not a curated record. The coding region runs from base 80 to 574 and encodes 164 amino acids. The transcript has 4 exons. NCBI's taxonomy places the organism in Eukaryota, Viridiplantae, Streptophyta, Magnoliopsida, Malpighiales, Euphorbiaceae.